AUGAUGGCCGAAAAGACACCCCCUACGCAUUCGCACGAUGCAGAAGACCCAGUCUUAGCCUCAGCCUCGACUGGCAAAGACGUCGCCAUCACCCUUGUAGGCGAACACGCCCAGGCCAUCGACCCAGCAAUCGAAGCCAGAGUACUCCGCAAAAUAGAUGUAUUCCUCAUGCCCGCGAUGAUAGUCGGCUACGGUCUAGUGUACUACGACAAAGCCAUCCUCGGCUCUGCCGUGCUAUUCGGCAUGACGAAGGACCUCUCGCUCAGCGUCGUCGACACAUCGACCAGGCCGCCGACUACAUCGACACAGCGCCUCUCAUGGGCCACAUCGCUGUUCUACUUCGGCAUGUUGGCCGGCUUGUAUCCGAUGACAUUCGCGCUCCAGCGCUUCAACCUCGGACGCAUACUCGGCGGCGUAGUCCUUCUCUGGGCACUCAUCUGCAUGCUGACUGCCGCUGUGACGUCGUAUCAGGGCCUGUACGUGCAGCGCUUCUUCCUCGGGUUUGUCGAGAGUAUCAUCCCCACUGGCUUCAUGUGCAUAGUCUCCGGGUACUACACGCAGCGCGAACAAGCGCUGCGGCAGAGUUGGUGGUUCAGCUCCACAGGGCUUUGGACGAUUAUCGGGGGCGCGUUGAAUUAUGGGUUUGCGCAGAUUAGUUCCGGGGUGUUGAAGAGGUGGCAGUAUAUCUAUAUUCUCGCUGGGUGUUUGACAUUUUUGUUUGGGAUUUGGUGCUUUUUCAUGCCCAAUAGCCCGUUAGAGGCGUGGUUUUUGACCAAGGAGGAGAGGGUGGUGGCGGUGGAGAGGUUGAGGAGGGGCGCGACGGGAGUCAGGUGUCAGGUCAUUAAGCCGUAUCAGCUUCGAGAAGCGGCGUUGGAUAUCAAGGUUUGGCUGGUGUUCAUACUCAUGGCAUCGGCGUACACGGUCAAUGGUGCGGUAUCUGGGUUUGGGCCAUUGAUUGUGAGCACAUUUGGAUGGUCGACACUGGAGUCGAUUCUCUGGCAGUUUCCGCUGGGAGGGUUGUGUUUGAUCACGAUCCUGCUGUCAGGUUGGCUGUCGUCCAAGAUACCGAAUGUUCGCCUCAUCAUCCUGGUGGUCAAUUGUCUCCCAGUCAUCGCAGGCUGCGCUAUGAUCUGGAAGAGUAAGUGGUCAUACCAUGCAGCUCUACCUGUGGCUGGCUAUUCGAUUAUCGGAACGUUUGGCGCAGUCGUCAGUCAAACUAUCUCGAUCGGCAUGUCCAAUGUUGCCGGUGCAACCAAGAAGUCAGCCAUGUCGUCAUCUAUCUUUGUGGCAUAUUGUGUCGGGAACAUAGUUGGGCCACAAUUGAUCAAGAGCCAGACCAAGAGCAGACAUUACCCGGAGCUAUGGCUGGGGCUGAUCAUCUGCUACUGCAUCACAAUCGUCGCCGCCGCGGCACUGUACUUUGUGCUGUGGAGAGAAAACAAGAAAAGGGAUGCGCUGCCACUUGAUGAGGCGGAGAGAGACAAGUUGGCUUUCAUGGAUCUGACGGAUGGUGAAAACCCGUACUUCAGAUAUGUACUGUAG
This is a messenger RNA of Parastagonospora nodorum SN15, 1542 nucleotides long. RefSeq lists its product as hypothetical. Gene Ontology annotation, cellular component: membrane. The record is from RefSeq and is a predicted model, not a curated record. The transcript has 2 exons. Gene Ontology annotation, molecular function: transmembrane transporter activity. Gene Ontology annotation, biological process: transmembrane transport. Lineage: Eukaryota; Fungi; Ascomycota; Dothideomycetes; Pleosporales; Phaeosphaeriaceae. The coding region runs from base 1 to 1542 and encodes 513 amino acids.